Messenger RNA from Acanthopagrus latus (yellowfin seabream), 4034 nucleotides. Its product is annotated as platelet-activating factor receptor-like. Gene Ontology annotation, molecular function: platelet activating factor receptor activity; G protein-coupled purinergic nucleotide receptor activity. The record is from RefSeq and is a predicted model, not a curated record. Bases 2365 to 3516 code for a protein of 383 amino acids. The transcript has 4 exons. Gene Ontology annotation, biological process: G protein-coupled receptor signaling pathway; chemotaxis. Gene Ontology annotation, cellular component: membrane. NCBI's taxonomy places the organism in Eukaryota, Metazoa, Chordata, Actinopteri, Spariformes, Sparidae.
UGUGUAUCGAAGGCGUCAUCCGUGACCUUGACCGCGUCUUGUAUCGUGUGAUUAAAACAGUCUUUCAUGGAUAUUCCCACAGUCGUCCUCCGUCUUAAAAAGCCACACCGCUUUAAUCAUAUCGUUUGACAUUAUGUGCUGGGAGAGAUAUAAAGUCGUUGCUCUCUCUCCAGGUCGGGAAAAGGCCAAAUUUACCGACUGGUCAAAGAGAGCCAAAGACAUAACCAGGGCAAGACCAGACUCCUGAAUGUCAAGCAGGGGGACAUUCCUCAAACCUCAGCCUCUGGCAUGCAGUAAAUCUGCCAGAGAGAGACCUACACUCUCUUGUCUGCCAAGAACCAGGGAGGGACGUGCAGCUAAACACUACCUAUUUAUCAGUUCUCAGCCUCAUAUUUUCUCUCUGCGGCCCAACCGUACAACCACGGCCUACCCGUCUGCUAAAUGUCCCGCAAGGGCGUUUUGCGUCUGCCAGAGGCAAAAAGUGCAAUGGAUCAAGUGUGAGCCUGUAUACCCGAGCAGUGGCACAGCACGUCUGGCAGGCAUGCAGGGCACAACCACCAAAAAGCUCUGCUCUCUUGUUCCACCGCCAAGCCAUAAUAACAGCAGUAAGGUUGGGGAGGCUCGUUAACCUUAAUCUAGGAAUUACACUGUGGCACCAGGGAGAGGAGGACGUGUUGUGUUGUGUUGUGUGCUUGUACAUAGGAGCUGGAAUUAAACAUUUACCACAGAGGGGGGCGGUGGUGGUGGUGCUGCUGCUGCUUUAAACAGCACAGAGUGUGAGAGUGGUGGUGCAUGCAGUUCACAGAGUGAGGUCUGGAGCCUCACCUGGGCUGAAGUCACUCCAACACUGUGUACCCUGUUUGAUGCAGGAGAAUUUAAUCUUUUUAUUAGCCUGUCCCUCCCUCUUGUGGUUGAAAUGAAUUACUGCACAGUUAAGCCUCCACUACUGAGAAUAUGAACUGGUUCAGUCUGUGCCCAACAGGAAAUCAUGAAUUAAAGCUAUCUAGAUGUGUUAUAUGUAGCCUACCUUUUUGAAGCAGGGUUGUGUAGUAAUGGAUUACAUGUGAUUGGAAUAUCAUAUUACAAAAAAUGAACACGGAGGACAAACAGCCCAGAUGACAUUCGAAAAAAGGAUUCAAGGAUCAAGGAUUACUUGAUUACACUUUCAAUAACGUCUGUAUGAAAUUGUCAGUUUUUAAUCAUGAAACUCUGUUUCUGCCAGUUCGCCAGUUUUGUUAACGGUGACCUAACUAAUGUUUGUUUUAUCUUUUUUAAGUAAUGAAAACUGAGUUUUUAUGUCCCUGUUUUUUUUAAAUCUACAUUGAAAAUGGAUGAACUUUAAAUGCAUAUGAGUAUCUGUGAUUUGAUUAUUUGCUAGAUUUUGAUAUUGAUCUGAAAGCAAAAGUGAUGUUUUUUCUAAACAAGUGGGUGACGGAGGCAGAGUGGGACACACCUGAGUGAGGCAGCCAAGAAAAACAAUCCUCCAGAACUCCUCUGACCUGUUUUCCAGGCAGCCAGGAGAUAAGUUGAAUCAUGACUGAAUUAUGAUAACGUCCAUCCCUUAAAGUAUGUUGAUCGCCAUAUUGAUUGAAUUCUCCUCGUUGACAGACAGGAGGCCAGUGUAGAUUGCUGAGAAGUGGAGUGAUGUGAUCUACUAUUUCGGUUCUUGUUAGGACUUGACUAGCAGCGUUCUGUAUCAGCCACAGCUGUCUGGUGGAUUCUUUGCUGUGAAGACACCAAAUCUCGCUGAGACAUAAGUCCUUUUUGUCCUUGAUAUAUUCUUAAGGUGAUAGCAGGCUGACUCUGUAACUGUUUUAGUGUCACUGCUGAAAUUCAGGUCUGAGUCCAUGAUCAAACCAAGAUUUCUGUCUCAGUUUGUAGUUUUUUUUUUCAACAUUACAGAUUGAAGCUGAGCAGAAACUGUUAGUACAGUGUGUAAAGACAGGAAAAGGCCGGGGACUUAACUGUGGCUGCACGGGAGCCCCUCAAAAUGACUGUGCAUCUCAAUAUAAAGAACUAUUAAGGCAUAGUAAGACAUUACAUCUAACAUCAAACAAAUCAGUAUGUAGACAAGGCAAUUCAUUGUCAUUACAAGAUUGCUCCAACGUGGGUGUCUCGUUUGGUUGGGUUCUACUGACAGGACAACUACGGGAAGAAGAAAUGGAGGCGGCUCUAUGCAUUGCUUCAGUGAGAUUUCCAAAGAAGACUGUAAGAAGUUCUUCCCUCCUUUGUCAUGACCUCUGAAGCACUCCCACAGACGCAGAAACCCGCCCCUUUCAGGGUACUUCACCUUACUGAAACGAACACAUUCACGCUGCUCACAUCUUGAGACAAUAUUAGAAGAGAGGAAGCAGUCUGGCCAAAAUGGGCUCAACUACAGGAGAAGUUGACAUGUCAGGAACCUCUGGUGUGGACUCUGGAAGUAACUUGACCUUCCUGGAUUCUGAAUUUCGUUAUGUCCUCUUUCCAGUCGCCUACAGUAUCAUCUUUGUCAUUGGACUUGUUGAGAACAUCUACGUGCUGUAUGUCCUGCGCUGCCUCCGCGAAACCAAGAAUAUGGGCGAAAUCCGCAUCUACAUGACAAACUUGACCAUCGCUGAUCUUCUAUUUGUGCUCGCUCUUCCCUUGUGGAUUGUUUAUUACAGUCGCCGAGGUGAUUGGGUCUGCAUAGACUUCUGCCGGCUUAGUGGUUCGUUGUUCUUCAUCAACACCUACUGCUCCGUCCUCUUCCUCGGAGCCAUCAGCGUCAACCGGUACUGGGCUGUCACCCAGCCUCUGGAUGCUGCCUCUUCGGACCACAGAUGUCGUGGGAUCAUCGUGUGCGUCAUCAUCUGGGUGUUGACCGUGUCAAUGGCUGUUCCAUACCUGGUAUCUCCAGGGACCAACCCUGACAAGAACUUCACUCGCUGUUUUGAGGGGUACCAGAAUCAAACAGAUUUAGAAAAGAAAAAAUUGGCUGCCCGUCAUUUUACAAUAAUUGGAUUAUUUUUUGUUGUCUUUUUCCUUGUCGUGGUGUGUAAUUUCCUUAUUGCUCGGGCAUUACUUUCUCAAAGUCCCGGUCAGUCUAUGAUUAUAUCUAAAAAGUCCACCAGGACCACGUCUUCGACAUCUAGAAGACCCAGAGGCACGAAAAGGAGGGCCCUGCAGAUGUUGAUAGCUGUGGUGGGGGUGUUUGUUCUGUGUUUCCUGCCCCACCACAUCAUUCAAGGCCCUUGGACACUGGCAGCGUUGCAGAUCGAGGAGGGCUGGGGCCACGUAAAGUGGAGCGAGGAGACUCGUCAGGUGUUGAGCGACGCGCAUCAGCUCACUUUAGUUCUCAUGGGCCUCAAUUGCAUUUUGGAUCCAAUAGUUUAUUGUUUCGCCACAAGGAAGUUCAGAAGAUUCAUCAUGGACCACAUUAAAAAGUUUGGAAAGGGAGAGGACUUUUCAAAGAAGGCCAACACACAGCUGCCCAUGGACAGCAGGAAUCAGAGAAUGAGACCCCAGAACGAGGACCAACAGCACGAAAUGGACUGAUUUAAACAAGGUAGAUAUGUUAGUGUAUGUGAAAGAGACAAGAGCACAUACAGCAUGAUGUUGCACCUAUAGCUGAUUGUCUGUGUGGUAUUUGUAGCUACACCCACAGAAUCACUUUUUAAUGUGGCUUAUUGUAGUUUUGCAAGCAGAAGCAAUAAAAUAUGUGUGCAUACCGAUGACUGUCUCCAUCAGAUACGUGACACGCUUGGCUUUGCCUAGGCACGUUCUAUCUGGUUUUGUAAGACCAGGGAAUAAACGUAAGAAAGCUUGAGCUACAUUUCCCCUCCGGGGAACAUACUGUAAAAUUAUCCCAUGAUUCACUGUGACCAAGAAAGCUAAUGCUUAUCAUUAUUAUUCAGAUUUCUGCUGUAUUUACAUUUGAGCCUACCUGCUGUUGCUGCAUUUUUUGUUUUUAAUAGUGCAAGUUUUGUGAUCUUGUGUUGGUCUUUGAUCCAAAAAGUGGUGUUGCUGGUUUGACUCCCUAAGUCUUGAAAUAAAAGUUUUAUUUCUGUGUUCAA